AUGAAAGAAAACAUUAGUAGUUCUUAAAUGGGAACAGUCAACUCCAAAAUCUCUGUUGUAUUGGUGACAUUGUUCUCUACCUUAAGCUUUUCCAAUGCCUCUAUCUUUGAACAAUAUGCAAAAACCUUCAAAAAUAGAAAUGAUGUACUUGGAGAUUUAGCUAAGAUUUAUGAUCAGUUUAAUUAGAUCGCUAAUCCUGAUCAGAGCUUAUCUUAAUUUAGUGAUAUGCAUGGGGAAAAGGUUUAAGAACAUUCAAUUAAGCUCUAACAUUCUGGGCAUUAGGACUCUGAUGAAACUGUAAGUAAUGUUAACUUUGAUACAAUAAUUGAACCUGUACUUGUGGAAGAUUAAACUAAUGAAGAUCCAGACAGUCUUCAAAUUGAAAGACUAGAGGAUCCAGUUUUUUCAACUAAAAGAGGGCAUGAUCAUCUAUCUGAUGAUCCUAAAUUAUUGGAUAGUAGAACUCUCAUAUGGGGAAUCUUAACUUAGCCUCUUAUCGGGAUAUUAAAAUCAAUUGACGAUGAUUCAGUAGCUAAUUUUACUGAAUUUGUACCUGCAGCUCAUGUUAAAUUCAUUGAGCAAACUGGCGCUAAGGUAAUACCUGUCAGUUAUCACAUGGAGAGAGAAAGCAUGUAUUAACUUUUGAAUCAAAUAAAUGGCCUCUACAUUCCAGGAGAUACUCAAGACCUUCUUGAUCAUCAUGAAUAUUAAGUAGCCUUUGGCCAUAUUGUUACUUAUAUGUUCUAAGUAGGCCACGAUAAAAAUCACUACUUCCCAGUUUUUAUGAUGGGUAAUUCGCUUUAGUCAUUCUUAGCAAACAGAAUCAAUGCAAACCCAAUAACAAAAUCAAUGCAAAUCAAUCAAAAUAUGGAACUCAGACUUGUUAGAGAGACAGAUAAAACAUACAUCUUUGAUGAAAUAACUUCAGAAGAUUAAGUUGAUGAAUUCAUUGAAUCAGCCAAAGUCUUUAAUAGACAAAGACUCGGGUUAAAGGUUAGAGAUUUUAACAAAGAAAGCAGAAUAAACAAGAGACUUAAUAUCGUGGCAACAUUUAAAAACCCAAUCAUUCCUUAUUCUAGCAGCCACUCAAUAGCUGAUGAAGAUGAAACCAUUGCAAUUAUUGAAAGCCCAGAUUUCCCGCUUUACUUUAUAACUUACGACGUUCAAUUGACCUAGUUUGUACAUGCCAAUGUAGCUUUGACCGAUAAAAAUGAUAUUGAUCCAAUCGAUCGUACUUAUCAUUCAAGAUCACAUGCUCAAUAUAUUGCUAGACAAAUCGGAUAUGAAGGCAGAAUUAAUUAGCAUUCUUUCAAAAAUAAGGCUGAAAUAUACCCAAGACUUAUCAAUAAUAGAAAGCUAGUUAGUGUUGUUUACUCAAAUAUUGAGGGAGUUUCGGCUAUGCCUAAAUAUUUAGAAACUCAGGAUCUUUAUUUGUUGGGAAAGAGAAAAUGA
Stylonychia lemnae is the source of this 1452-nucleotide messenger RNA. The record is from the annotation of a GenBank genome assembly. NCBI's taxonomy places the organism in Eukaryota, Ciliophora, Spirotrichea, Sporadotrichida, Oxytrichidae.